This is a messenger RNA of Clupea harengus (Atlantic herring), 1321 nucleotides long. Its product is annotated as histone H1-like. NCBI's taxonomy places the organism in Eukaryota, Metazoa, Chordata, Actinopteri, Clupeiformes, Clupeidae. The record is from RefSeq and is a predicted model, not a curated record. The transcript has a single exon. Bases 28 to 657 code for a protein of 209 amino acids.
UGUCCGAUCAGUAGAAAGCAAAUCACAAUGGCAGAAGUCGCCCCAGCACCUCCUCCCGCUAAAGCCAUGAAGAAGAAGGCUGUUAGGCCAAAGCAAACAGGACCAAGUGUCGGCGAACUGAUCGUGAAAUCUAUUUCUGCAUCCAAGGAGAGGAAAGGAGUUUCUCUUGCAGCUCUGAAAAAGGAUCUGGCUGCCGGCGGAUACGACGUAGAAAAGAAAAAUGCUCGUGUCAAGUUGGCCAUCAAGAGUCUAGUUGCUAAGGGAACACUGGUUCAACUUAAAGGCACUGGUGCGACUGGCUCCUUCAAGCUGAACAAGACACAAGCCGAGGCACAGAAGAAGACUGUGAAGAAAGCCGCUCCUAAAGCGAAGAAACCUGCAGCAAAGAAGCCUGCUGCAGCAAAGAAACCCGCUGCAGCAAAGAAACCCAAGAAGGUAGCGGUGGCAAAAAAGCCAGCGGUGGCUAAGAAGUCUCCGAAGAAAGCCAAGAAGCCAGCCACCCUUAAGAAGGCCACAAAGAGUCCCAAGAAGGCUACAAAACCCGCAGCUCCCAAGAAGGCAGCCAAGAGCCCGAAGAAGGCCAAGGCUGCUAAGCCCAAAGCAGUAGCGAAGCCUGAGGCGGCUAAACCUAAGAGGGCUGCCCCUAAGCAGAGGUAGAAAUGUUUAUAUGAUCUGCAAGCAAAGGCUCUUUUAAGAGCCACCCAAUAAUUUCACCUAAAGCUCUUACUCCGAAUUAAAACAUUUAGUAACAGUAACAUCUAGGUAGUUAUCACAUUAUAUAAUGUGUGUAAGCUAUACAUUACAGUCUAGCCUACUACAUUUCUGAUGCAAGUGGACCAGAAGUGGCAAACCACCUGUGAUGCAGUGGUUUGUCUGUCUCAAGCCUCACGUGGAAACAUAAUAGCCGGCGUAGCAUAAUACCACCCGGGACAUAUGGCUGAAGACCUGGUAUGAAGUUAAAUGCACCAUUUGGUAUAAUUUACCCAGAGUUGAUUAAACCGGAUUACUAUCAGCCAAAAACUAGCCGACUUCGAAUGCAUUUAGACGUGCAAACGGAGACAGCGAUACAAAUAUAAUUAUUUGUUUAUUUUCAUCUAUUUGGGAAAAGGAAUAAACAAAGCAUACGUGAUACAAUUCAUUUUACACCACGAGACUCAAUUGCAUUUAUAUUUAUAUCAUGAGGGGAAGUGUUUAGAAACGGCAAAACAAAUCUUAUCUGUCAAUGAAAGGAUAACAAGUAUGGUAGCAUUCUGGGUCUAUAGUUAUAAAUUCACGCCUAAAUGCUCCGGCUUUUUCUAACGUUUAUUUGUUUUGAAAGUGG